Messenger RNA from Nothobranchius furzeri (turquoise killifish), 1462 nucleotides. It is a transcript of the gene dlx6a, whose product is annotated as distal-less homeobox 6a. Gene Ontology annotation, biological process: embryo development; cell differentiation; negative regulation of transcription by RNA polymerase II. Gene Ontology annotation, molecular function: RNA polymerase II cis-regulatory region sequence-specific DNA binding; DNA-binding transcription factor activity, RNA polymerase II-specific. The record is from RefSeq and is a predicted model, not a curated record. Lineage: Eukaryota; Metazoa; Chordata; Actinopteri; Cyprinodontiformes; Nothobranchiidae.
AACUUGUGCCUACCUUCCGCCACUUUGAGUGAGAAUACCACGGCACAAAAAAGAGAGGCGGUGGGGGGGGGAGAUAAAGACGCGACUGGAAAAUUCGUGCGUUAAUAGGACAGUAUCUUCUCGCGGUGGAGAGGAGGGAGAGACAACAGCUCAGCGCGCGCGCGAGAGAGAGAAAAAAAAACGAUUUGGUCUUGAGAGAGAGGGGGGUGAGUGCUCUCAAGGCAGAAAAUUCGAUGAUGACCAUGACAACGAUGGCUGACGGUCUGGAGGCUCAGGACUCGUCCAAGUCUGCUUUCAUGGAAUUUGGACAGCAGUCACACUCACAGCAGAGCUCCCCAUCGAUGGCCGGCGGCCACUACCCGCUGCACUGUCUCCACUCCGGCUCGCACGCGCACCAUCAGCACGAAAGCAGCCCGUACCCUGGGACCAACACCUACAACAGGUCGUUACCGUACCCCUACGUGAGCCAUCCGCACCACAGCCCGUACCUGCCUUCCUAUCACAACAACACGGGAGGACAGACAAGGUUAGACGGCGCAGAGCAGCAGAAAACGACGGUCAUAGAAAACGGAGAGAUUCGUUUUAACGGAAAAGGCAAGAAAAUUCGCAAACCGCGAACGAUUUAUUCCAGUUUGCAGCUCCAAGCAUUGAACCAUCGUUUCCAGCAAACGCAGUACCUUGCGUUACCUGAGCGCGCAGAGCUAGCGGCAUCUCUGGGACUCACGCAAACACAGGUAAAGAUUUGGUUCCAAAAUAAGAGGUCAAAGUUCAAGAAGCUGCUGAAGCAAGGCAACAACCCCCAUGAGAGCGACCCCAUCCCGGGCUCCAUGUCCCUGUCCCCGCGCUCCCCCUCCAUCCCUCCCAUCUGGGACGUCUCGGCCUCUUCCAAAGGAGUAAACAUGCCGACCAACAGCUACAUGCCCGGCUACUCUCACUGGUACUCCUCCCCACACCAGGACUCGAUGCAGAGAUAGACUGGCUGGGAAGGCCCUGAUACGGACCUCAGCUUUUGCAGGACUUUCCAACGUAGCCCACGUUUGUGUCCGGAUGCUGGAGAGGUCAGAGACAGAGGACAGAGAGCCUCUCUGCCGGAGGACAGAGCUGCCAAGCCUCGGUACGGGAACACAAACACGAGGACUGACCGUUUUUAAAUGGCUGUUCAGUGGUUCUGCUUUCAUUCAUGUCAACUUCUGAAUACACCAAAAAAUAUCAGUGACUUUUGAUUUCUCUGGGGCAGAGAACUCACGUUCUCUCCACGUGUCGUGGCGCGCCAUUUCCACCAUUUUUUAAUGUUAGUAUCAUUAUUUUUGGCCGUGAUGGACUCCUGACUGCAUUUAUUUUAUUUUUAUUUUAUUUUGGGGUUGUUUCACCAACAUGCAAAACCAAGCAAACUGUCUGUAAAUAUUUUGGUUGUACCAACACUUUUUAUGUUUCGUCAGAAUGAGUAAACCGUGACUCUAAA